UCCUGUGACGUAUACUCAUUGUAGAUAGCAGCGUCUGUAUAAGCGAGAACCUGUUCUAGCUUCUCAGUUUUUGUUGAAUAUAUUCUGCAGCUUCCAGUGCUUCCGUGUGUAUCUGGUUCCUUUUCCUGCUCAAAAUAUGUCGAACUAUACUCCCGUAAGACUGGCAUAUAAAACUGUGGAACCUGUAAGUGGUGCCGAAUAUAAAGCGCCAAUUAUCUUUUUACAUGGUUUAACAGCUUCCGCCGAUUACUGGUUUGAUAUUUCCCGAACAAUUGCAAAUGAAACGAAACGAAAGAUAUACCUGUUGGAUGCGAGAAAUCAUGGUGACAGCGAAUGGUCGGAUGAGUUCGAUUUCGAUAUAAAUUCUUAUGAUUUAAUGCAUUUUAUGGACACAAUGAACAUUCAUAAAGCUGUUUUACUCGGACACAGCAUGGGUGGAAUAACAGCCAUAAGGACAGCUCUUAGAAAGAAAGAGAGAGUCGAGAUGAUCAUUGUAGAAGAUAUGUCAGUGAGAAAAGUACCGAAAGCUAUGUCGGACAUAAUAACUACGUCUAUAACAUUGGCACAAGAAGCAGCUGAGCAAAUGCCAACAGAUGUAGACGAAAAUGGUGCUAAGAAAUUCAUCUUUGAGUACAUUCUCGAUCACUUGCCUGCGGAAGCUAAAGAAUUGAUGAAAAGACGUAGUAACGAUGAUUAUAGAGCUCUUUCCCUGAAACGCAACACAGACGGCCGGUAUACCUUUAGUGCCAACAUCAAUGUUUUAAAGAACGCUGUAAAGAAUGCAGAGACUUUAAUGUCUGAACCAACGGGAGUUUAUGACGGUCCAGCCUGUUUCAUUUACGGAAAAGAUUCUCCUUUCCAGGUGGGAGCCGAUGAACCUUACAUAAAGCAAUUUUUUCCAAAUGCUGAAUUUGUCGCAAUCGAAAAUGCAGCCCAUAGCGUACAUAUGGAUUGUCCUCAUGAAUUUACAGAAGCUGUUUUGAAAUUUCUUUCCAGAGUGUAGUAUGAAGAGACUUUCCAGAGUGUAGUAAUUAAGAGUGUAGUAUGAAGCUGUAUAAGAAUCGAAUGCUGAAUUUGUGUUGCACAAAGAAAACAUGAACUCGUGUUACCGCAUUUUCCCAUUCAAAACUUAAAACUAAUUUGUAGAAUAUUGUGUAACUGAUUCUUAAUGCACUAAAUAUGAUCUAAUAUAAUAUAAAUUUUUAA
This is a messenger RNA of Stegodyphus dumicola, 1206 nucleotides long. RefSeq names its product sn-1-specific diacylglycerol lipase ABHD11-like. Gene Ontology annotation, molecular function: carboxylic ester hydrolase activity. Gene Ontology annotation, cellular component: mitochondrion. Gene Ontology annotation, biological process: lipid metabolic process. Lineage: Eukaryota; Metazoa; Arthropoda; Arachnida; Araneae; Eresidae. The record is from RefSeq and is a predicted model, not a curated record.